Molecule: messenger RNA, 1446 nt
Organism: Guillardia theta CCMP2712
Lineage: Eukaryota; Cryptophyceae; Pyrenomonadales; Geminigeraceae
Exons: 4
Coding region: 1-1446 (481 amino acids)
Biological process (GO): proteolysis
Cellular component (GO): cytoplasm
Molecular function (GO): metalloaminopeptidase activity; manganese ion binding
Source: RefSeq, a predicted model, not a curated record
AUGAGGUUCGACGCUUGCUUCGUGAAGAAUGCUGAAAAGGCUGUUUCAAUCAUCGCAGUGAAGGGACAAUCAUUCUCAACCUGGAUCAAAGAGCAGGAUGAGAAUACGAAGAAGUGGGUCAGCACUAUGCAGUUUACUGCGAGCGAGGCCGACGUUGGCAAGCAUAUCGUGAUCCCGAAUCCCGACCUCUCCAUUGAGAAGGUGAUUGUGAUAGUGGGCGAUGAUGGCUUCGGAGAAUGGCUCUCCUUCGCCGGGCUCCCCUCCGCCCUGCCCAGGGGGUCAGGACCUUACAAGAUCGUCUCCUCCGCCGGGGUUGAGGACGAUAAGAUCGCUCUGGCAUGGGCGCUGGGAUGUUACAAGUUCGACGUGUACAAGUCGAAGAAGAGGAAGGAGAGCGAGGGAGAGGAGAAGCUUGGCUUCGAGAAGCUGGUGUGGCCCUCAGGAUGCAACGAGGACUACGUCCUGACGGCAGCCAGCGCCAUCUUCCUGACCCGAGAUCUCAUCAGCACUCCUGCUGAGGACAUGGCACCCGGCGACCUCGAGAGUGCGGCGAGGAAGCUCGCGUCCAUGUACGGCGGGAAGGUCACGGCGGUGGUAGGAGACGACCUGCUGCGACAGAACUACCCGCAGAUCCAUGCCGUGGGACGGGCGACGCCCCCAGGGAAGCACGCGCCAAGACUGAUCGACCUGCGGUGGGGGAAGGAGAGUGACCCCAAGGUGACGCUGGUGGGGAAAGGCAUCACGUUCGACACGGGAGGGCUGGACAUCAAGCCGGCGUCGGGGAUGCGGCAGAUGAAGAAGGACAUGGGAGGUUCGGCGCUUGUCCUUGGCCUCGCCCACAUGAUCAUGCGGCUCAAACUGAACGUGAGGCUCCGAGUCCUGAUCGCUGCUGCUGAAAACAACGUGGAUGCCGUCUCCUUCCGCCCUGGUGACAUCCUGGUGGCCAGGAACGGCAUGACGACUGAGAUCGGCAAUACCGACGCGGAGGGCCGGCUGGUGAUGGCUGAUGCGCUCGUCGCUGCGUGUGAGGAGAAGCCUGAGCUGCUCAUCGACGCCGCUACCCUGACGGGAGCAGGACGUGUGGCCCUGGGAACAGACGUCCCAGCUGUGUUCUGCAACAACGAGGAGCUCGGGUCCGAGCUCUGCUCCUUGAGCGAGAAGGAGAACGACCUGGUAUGGCGCUUACCCCUCUUCAAGGGAUACGCCAAGUCCCUUGCCUCCAGGAUCGCCGACAUGAAGAACGUGGCUGAGGGGAGCGGAUACGGGGGAGCGAUUACAGCAGCUCUCUACCUCCAGAAGUUUGUCACGGCGGGAACGGACUGGGUCCACAUGGACUUCAUGGCCUUCAACACGGCGUCCAGGCCGGGCAGGCCGGAAGGAGGAGAGGCCAUGGGCCUGCGAGCCCUGUUCGCCCUCAUCCAGUCAAAGUACGGAAGUUCCAAGUGA